Messenger RNA from Triticum turgidum subsp. durum (durum wheat), 1290 nucleotides. Lineage: Eukaryota; Viridiplantae; Streptophyta; Magnoliopsida; Poales; Poaceae. The record is from the annotation of a GenBank genome assembly.
AUGAAGGAGCUCAGAUCCAAGGUGGAGGACAUCAGCCAGAGGAAUGUCCGGUACCACCUCAUAAAGGAAUCAUCUGGGCAGCCAUUGUCUACCACUGCCACCAUCAGCAGUGAGGUGAUACUUCACGUCGCCGAAGCAAAGACACGAGCUGCACUUCACCUGGAAGAGGAAAAGGUGGAUCUUGCCGAGCUGAUCGCCAGAGAUGACCUUGGGCCAGCAAUCGCGGUGUGGGGAGCAAGCACCGAUGUUGGGGUCACAUCUAUCAUCAGAGCUGCCUAUGACAAUAAACAAGUGAAAGAUAAGUUUCAGUGCCGAGCCUGGGUAAGGCUGAUGCAUCCCUUCAAUCCAAAUGACCUCUUUGUCAGCUUGGUGAGGCAGUUCUACCAAGAUUCAUGUGAAGAAUCUGGUAAAGCAAGCAUGCAAGGAGGAGGAACAGCCACUGGGCUGACAGUUCUGAAGAAGAUGGCAGCACCAGAUCAUAGUUUGGUCGAUGAGUUUAAUCGGUAUGUGACUGAGAAGAGGUACUUGGUUGUUAUUGCUGAUGUGUCUACCAUAGAAGAGUGGGACUGGAUCAAAACAUACUUCCCGAGAUUGAAUGGGGGGCGGAUUAUUGUGUCCACGCAGCAAUUUGAAGUUGCAAGGCUGUGCACUGAGCAGCCUUGCACAAUAUCAGGGAUAAAACAAAUAUGGUCAUUCGAUAAGGACUUAUAUGUCUUCUACCACAAGGUAACCACAACAAAAGCUAAAGUUAUUGAUUUCAUCGAUCAAGAUGGCGAGGUGAUCAGCAUUUGUGGAAUGGGUGGUCUUGGGAAAACCACUCUUGUCACAAGUCUCUACCAACAAGAACUCAGUGGAAGGUUUCAGAGGCGCGCUUGGUUAACGGUGCCGCGUCUAAACCAUCAAGAAUUUUACAAUGAUUUGUUACAGCAAUUAUGUGUGGAUUUUCAUGGAGACAAAGAAAAGCACGUCACUGAAACACAACAAGGUAACAAUGGAAAUGAGACACAACCAAAGAAAGAGCAAAAACCAGUUGACAUUUUGGCAAAGAUUUUAUUGGAAAACAAAUGCCUGAUUGUUUUUGAUGAUCUAUCAUCGACCAUGGAAUGGCAAUUGAUAAGGAAGCUCUUGCCAUCAUCGAAGGACAAUACCGCUAACCGGAUCAUUGUCACAACGCGGGAACUGAAUGUUGCAAUGUGUUGUUCGGAGAAAGAACGCAAAAUAUACAAUCUCGAGCUUCUAACUAAACAGGAUGCUCUCCGCCUAUUUGAAAAGAAGCUUCUCUUCUCUUAG